GGUCUAUAACGAAAUCGCAUGAAGUUAGGGGUCCAAAUAUAACAAAAAAUGGAUACGCCAUUUGGCCCCCUCUAAACGCAAUGCAUUGCUAGCUAUCAUGCAGAUAUAGAGAGAGAGCAGAGCAGAAACGGAGCGCAGCCGGUUGCGUCAUGAUCGAUGCAUUCCUCCACGAAAAUAGGAAUCCAAGCAUAUGCAUCGGAGAAGAUCUUUCCUGCUUACUCUCUCUCUCGUAGCUAAUUUCCUCGAUUGUUCGCACUUUUUACAUGGCAUCUCCUCAAAGAUCUUCAAAGGCAUCCGAACCAAGGGCUCCAAAUCCAAAUGAUCCAAAAAUUUCUAAGGCCUUUAGUGCCAUGGAGUGCUUAGGCAUUUCCCGUGAAGUUGUUAAACCAGUCCUCAAGAAUCUUCUUAAAUUGUAUGGAGGAAGCUGGGAACUAAUUGAAGAAGAUAACUAUCGAACCCUUGCAGAUGCCAUAUUUGAAUCCUUUGAUGACAAGAAGAAGAGUAAGGCUGUAAUGGUGGAAUCCGAAGAUCAGGCUUCAUCUGCAAGGGAGAAUGGAAACAAGGUAAAGGAAUCCAAGUCCAAUUCCAAUUCCAAUCCCAAUCGGAAAGCACAUAAUUCCAAUAUGGAAGGCUCCUCUGUUGAUGCAAGAUUAGAUGCUCAAAGAGUAUCAUCUUCAUCAGGAAUACAAAGAAAGAGACAUCAAAACAACGAGUCAGGUGAUCAUAAUGCUACUAAUAAAAGGUUAAUCCACAAGAUCAAUGACAUAACAAGAGGCACAGAGAGAUUGAAAAUAUCAUUGAUAGAUGAAAUUGGUAUAGACCUUCCAAAGUUUGGGUACAUACCAGAAAAUACCUCUUAUCAAGAUGCAUAUGUGCCUUUCACAUUAGCUCGAAUUGCAGAUGAAAAUUGCUGUUUUAAAUGUAAUGGUGAUUGUCUUUCUUCACGGGUCCCAUGUGCUUGUUCCCGUGAAACAGGGGGAGAAUUUGCCUAUACUUCACAAGGUUUGUUAAAAGAUGAGUUUUUAGGGGCUUGCAUUUCCAUGUAUCAGGAACCACAUAAUCAUCAUCAUUUUUAUUGCCAAGAUUGCCCCUUGGAGAGGGCCAAGAAUGUGAAAAAUCCUGAACCUUGUAAGGGUCACCUAGUGAGGAAGUUUAUAAAAGAAUGUUGGAGAAAAUGUGGUUGUAGUAUGGAAUGUGGAAACCGUGUUGUCCAAAGAGGUAUUACUUGCAAGUUGCAGGUGUUUGCAAUGGAGGAUAAAGGAUGGGGUCUUCGCACACUUGAAAACUUGCCAAAAGGUUCAUUUGUAUGUGAAUAUGUUGGAGAAAUAUUAACAAAUAUGGAGUUAUAUGAACGAAACAAGAAAACUAGGAUUAAUGAGAGGCAUACAUAUCCAGUAUCCCUUGAUUCAGAUUGGGGUUCUGAACAAAUACUAAAGGAUGAAGAAGCUCUCUGUUUGGAUGCAACCAAUUAUGGAAAUGUUGCAAGGUUUAUUAAUCACAGAUGCUUUGAUUCAAAUUUGAUCGAGAUCCCUGUUGAAGUGGAAACACCUGAUCAUCACUACUAUCAUAUUGCUUUUUUCACUAAAAGAAAUGUUAAUGCAUAUGAAGAGCUGACAUGGGAUUAUCAGAUUGACUUUGAGGAUGAUGGGCAUCCAAUAAAGGCAUUUAAAUGUCAAUGUGGCAGCUCAUACUGUCGUGAUGUGAGAAGAGAAGCAGUAGGGACCAAAGUGAAAGAGUUGGGGGUAAAGAGGCGUAAAUCUGGAACUAGCAGAGUGAAUUAACACUAACAAUGGUGGGAUUUGAGCUUUGUUGGCUGUCUGGCAAUAUGAUCGAUACAGGAGUUUGACAGAAGUUAUAAUUGUUAGUCGGUUGCAUAUAUUUUUUGACAUUGCUCAAUUGACUUUUGGUAAAAUGAUGUUUCGAUUUUUUUUUUUUUGAGUAUUGUCCUUUUUUUUCUCCUUAAUUUUUAUGCCAAGAUGGUGAUGUAGCAUUUGGGGUUCGGACAUGGUGAAGAU
This is a messenger RNA of Lactuca saligna, 2015 nucleotides long. The record is from the annotation of a GenBank genome assembly. Lineage: Eukaryota; Viridiplantae; Streptophyta; Magnoliopsida; Asterales; Asteraceae.